AUGGAAACAGUACUCUGCCCGGACUGGAGAGAGUAUAGAGAUGGUUUUAGUGGAUUCAAGUAUGUUAUCGGAGAGGUUGUUGAGGUUAGUCCUCUUGAAAUCAUUGCCGUAAAUGGAAAAGACACACAAAGGAUUUCGUGUGAGCUAAGGAAUGAAGAAAGUGUCAAGCUGUCUUGUGUUUUGUGGGGAAAAUGCGCAUUGGAUGUUAUCGAUGCAAUUCAACUUAGACGAGAGAACUCCAUUAUUUGUGUAUUAAGAUUUGUCAAGAUCAGAGUCUAUAAAGAGGAUCGAAGUAUUGAGAACGCAUAUAAGGUGUCCUACAUAGCGAUAAAUCCGGAGAUGCAUGAAGUUAUAGCGUUCCAGGCAGUGUUGCCAAAAGAUGCUUUAACGUUGGCUAUUGUCGAGCCCAAACCGUGGUCCAGGGUUUCAAUGAUAUCAGAGAAUGAGGACUUUUUUAUUCAUACUCCAAGGAAAACAAUCGCAGAGGUUUUGAACACCAGAAAUGUGGAGAGAUGUAUUCUUAUGUGUACAAUAGCAGCGGUUGAUUCGGACAUGGGUUGGUACUAUUUGAGUUGUAAAGUGUGCGCAACUAAAGUAUUGACCGUACCAAAUGACAAUGAUUAUUCAUUCAUGCCUAUACUGGAUGGUGGGUACAAAUACUACUGUACUAAGUGUAAGAUUGUCGGUCCGAAGCUAUUGCCAAGGUAUAAUUUACAUUUGGUAGUUCUUGAUAAUACCAGCAACACCAAAUUACAUCUAAGUGAUAGUCUUUCAUUCAAGUUACUACAUCAACCUUGCGUUGAGUUAACUGGAAAGGUUAAAAGCGAGAUUCAGGAACCUUCUUUUUUACCCUCCGCUUUGACUAAUUUGGUUGGUAAGACAUAUCUGUUUAAGAUCCUUAUCGAGAAGGAUAAUUAUCUUUACAAGCACGAGACAUUCAAGGUGGUAAACAUUAUUACAAACGAAAAUAUGAUCAAUAAGUUUGAUGUAACUUAUUAUCCUACGGAAAAUGACCAUGUUAUGAGCCCAUCAUUCUUAACUGCAUCCCAACGAGCCGUGGGUGCUACGAAGGAACGUGGUAGUUCCUCCGAUGAAAAACUAUAUAAUUAUCUGACACCAGCUAAACGAAGUGCAAUCCCAAUUAAAGAUUUUGUGGCAGAAUUUGAAGAGAUGAAUGAAACCAAAGUGUCACCACUAUUGAAAGUCAAGAAGGAGGAGAGUGAAGUAAUUAUCCAUAAAUAUCUGACACCAGCUAAACGGAGUGGAAUCCCAAUUAAAGAUUUGUUGGCAGAAUUUGAUGAGAUGAGUGAAACAAAAGUCCCACCAGCAUUGAGGAUCAAGAAGGAGGAGAGUGACUUAAGUGGCUGA
Molecule: messenger RNA, 1368 nt
Organism: Raphanus sativus (radish)
Lineage: Eukaryota; Viridiplantae; Streptophyta; Magnoliopsida; Brassicales; Brassicaceae
Exons: 10
Coding region: 1-1368 (455 amino acids)
Source: RefSeq, a predicted model, not a curated record